AUGGAAUUGUGCAACCAAAGUACUUCAAUCAAAUACUUAUUCAAGUAUAUAAACAAGGGGUCUGAUAAAAUUUCGGCUGUUAUUGUGCCAUCUCAUUCAACCAACAGACGUGGUGAUAAAAACAUUGAUGAGAUUAAACAAUAUCUAGAUUGUAGAUAUGUUUCACCGAGUGAAGCAUGCUGGCGAAUAUUCUCAUACUCAUUACAUGGAAGGAAACCUGCCGUGGAAAUAUUAUUCUUUCACUUGGAAGGAGAACAUUCUGUUUACUACCGAGAUUACGAGCAAAUUGGAGAUGUCUUAAUUAAGCCAAGUGUCACAGAAUCCAUGUUUACGGCUUGGUUCGAGGCUAACAAUCAAUAUGAAGAGGCAAGGUUGCUAACUUAUGGACAAUUUGUUUCAAAAUUUGUAUAUGUCAAGAAAUCAAGAACUUGGAAGCCACGACAGCGGGGAUACACAAUUGGUCGACUUAUGUGGGUUUCGUAG
Messenger RNA from Vicia villosa (hairy vetch), 483 nucleotides. RefSeq lists its product as uncharacterized. The coding region runs from base 1 to 483 and encodes 160 amino acids. Lineage: Eukaryota; Viridiplantae; Streptophyta; Magnoliopsida; Fabales; Fabaceae. The record is from RefSeq and is a predicted model, not a curated record. The transcript has a single exon.